CUGCGCUGUGAUCGCCCCAGGUUGUUGCCCUAGUUGUGUGUUUCGAUUUGUCGUGGUGUGAGAUUGUGAGCACUUUAACUGUGAUUUGAGUUGUUAUAAAGUAUUGUAAAGCGUUCUGCACGCAUGCAAAAAUAUGUCACGUAUUCCAAGAAGUGGACCACGUGUGAACCGUGGAAAGCCGAAUCCUCACGCUUGCUUCAAUCAUCAAAAAAAGGAACCUCCACUGUGCACGGAGUUGAUAAAGCUUGCGCGUAAAAGCGGCCAGCUAAAUUUAUCUGGAAGAGGAAUGAUUGAAGUUCCUGACAUGGUUUGGAAUAUAAACAACCCCACUGAAGAUGAACGCAAGGCCAUGACAGUGUCCCUGGACCAGGGCGACGGGGACCAUUGGUGGGACCAGUCUGAUUUCACCAAGCUGUAUCUGUCGUCGAAUCAGAUUAGUAGCAUCCCAGAUGAAAUUGGCAAUCUCCGAUCUCUCACUGUUCUCGAGUUGCAGGAUAACAUGCUUGUCACACUCCCAAACGGCAUUGGAGAGCUCCUGCAGCUUAGCAAACUCAAUAUCAGCCACAACAAGAUAGAAAAACUGCCGGACGCAUUCUUUCAACUGAAAGAACUACGGCUCAUUCUGGGACAACAUAACCUGCUCGAGGAACUGAGUGACGACAUUGGAAACUUGAGCAUGCUCGAGCAAGUGGAUCUGUCUCACAAUAAACUAACUUCCCUGCCAGCAACCAUCGGAUUCCUCUCCCGGCUCACGAGGCUCAAUCUGUCACACAAUAGCCUUGCUGCCGUUCCACCAGAUAUAGGAAGCAUGAAUGCUUUGCAGAUUUUAGACCUGUCCUGGAAUAGGCUGAAGAGCCUUCCUGAACAGUUAGGCACAUUGUGCCACAUGGAACAGCUUUUCUUGCAGCAAAAUGAACUGCGUGCACUACCUAGCUUUUCAGGCUGCCCAAAGUUAAAGGAGCUCCACGCUGGGAACAACCAAAUAACUGAACUUCCAAUUGAUGUUCUAGAGACCUUGCUCUCGCUAAAGACCUUGGACUUGAAAAAUAACAAGAUCAAAGUACUCCUUCCUGAUAUUACAAUGAUUCAGGGGCUUGAGCGGUUAGACCUGACAAAUAAUGACCUCGCAACACUUCCUUAUACGCUGGGAACAAUGACACACAUUCAUUGCCUCGGAGUUGAAGGAAAUCCCCUCAGGGCCAUCCGAAAGGACAUUCUCAAGAGAGGUACAGUACACCUUCUCAAAUGGCUGCAGGAGCGUCUCAGCGAGAAUCCCGAAAAUGCAAAGAGGAGGACACCUAGUGGCAGUGACGGGAGUGAUCUCGUGGAGUCGAUUGAGAGAUUUUCAUUGAAAGCAACACAUGCACUAGACUUGAGUAAGCAGUCCUUGAAAGAUGUUCCCGAAGAGAUUUUUAAACUGGCAGCAGAGUGUGAUGUCAAACAGAUUGAGUUGAGCAAAAACAACUUUACUUCGCUUCCAAAAGGGCUCGAACUCAUGUGCCCAACGAUGUCCGAACUGAGCGUUGGUUUCAACCGGAUCUCGGAAGUCCCCGCCUACUUGGGAUGCGCGAAGCAUCUGACAUUUUUGGAUUUGAGGAACAACUUGCUCGCUGGAUUGCCAAAGGAACUACGUAUGUUGUCGUGCAUCAGAGAGGUUAAUCUGUCCUUUAACAGAUUGUCAAAGCUUCCUGACGUGAUAAGAAGUUGGGCGACGCUUGAGAUUCUCUUUUUAUCGGACAACCACAUCGAUGAGGUGGACAUGGAAAUAUUGCCUCAGCUGAAACAGCUUGCAGUUCUUGAUCUGCGAAACAAUAAUAUUUCUCAGGUCCCUCCGGAACUCGGAAAUAUGAGGCAACUCAGGAACCUUCAACUGGAAGGCAACCCAUUCCGCAACCCAAGACCUGCCAUACUGUCGAAGGGAACAUCAGCAUUAUUGGAAUUCCUGCGUGACAGAAUUCCGCGAUAAACCAAUAUAGCAGCCAACUGACGUGAAUUUCAUUCUCUCUUCACUGUUGUUGGAAGAUAAGUACUGGUUUUGAUCGUGGACUUCGCACUUGUUUUCAGUUCUGCAAUGGCCAGAAGGUUCUUACAGGAAUCGAUAAUUUGUUUGAAAGUAUUUCUCUGCAGUCGUAGAGUUUGAAAGAGUUGUGUAAGUACAGCAAGAUUAGAUUUGGAGGUUUAGGGAAUAGGAUGGCAUUAGCAGAGUUUGGUACAGACUGUGGGUUUAAAUAAUAAUGUGUUGUGCAGUAUCAACAGAAAAAAAUGCGCCUUGGUUGGGAAAUCGCAGUAAGAACUGGGCAGUUGUGCUCCAAAGUUAUUUAUUUUGUUAUUUGAAAAUGCCCACCAAGAGAAUUACAUAUAGCAAGAACAGAAAAAACAUCGAGUCAAAGGUGUUGAAUUGAUAAAAGUGCUGUACAUACAAUACUGUAACGUUGCGAUGUGGUAUUUUUGUGUGCUUAUUUAUUAUUAUUAUUAUUAUUAUUAUUCAGACUCUGGAGUCUGUGUCUUUGAGGUCAUGUAGUGAGAUUCAUAUGCAGCAUUUUGCCUCAGCAUUUUUACAGAGUGAUACAUUCCUGCAUCUGUGAGGACAUUUCGCAGUCAGUCAGCGAGGUGAUUAUUCGUAGUGCAGAGUUUUGGUUUAGCUUGUAACUGGCUUGUUGACAGAGGAUGAGACAGGGAACAUAUUUGGCAUGAUGUACAAGAGCUGUGCUGAGGUUCGUCAACGGCACCAUGGUACUUUUGUUUCUGUUAUCUACGUGAGGACGUUACACUGAGAAGUAAAAAAACUGUCUGAGCAAGUGCAUCAUCACCCAAGUUGUUGCACGACGAGGUUGUUUAUAUGGCCCUGCUAAAAGAAUGCUACAAAUUUGUUGAUCCGUACGGUUCCACUGCCACUUACAGUUCCUUACAAAUGUACAUACUACAGAGUAGCUUGUAGGGGGAAUAGCUUGUGCAUGUAUGUCCCUAUGUACCCCACAGUCCCUUCAAGUCCCUACACGCUGCUUAGCAUUUCUAAAUAAAUAGGUAUGGGCAGCACCGAACAAACCUUUACAAUUGCAAGAAAUGCAGAAGGUAAAGUAUUGACCCAGUAUGAUAAAUCUGCUGUGAAAGAGGAACUCUGGUUGAUUGGAAAGGGGAAGGGAUAAAGGGGGAACAGAUAUCACCUUUGGCUGUUAGAGUGGUUGUAGAUGUCUGUAAACACAGUUAGAUCACGUUGGCAAUGAAUUGUUGUUUGUUCUGCAGUACGUAACAAGGCUAGCAAUCGCUGCGCCUUUGUUAGCCUCAUUCGAGGCUCUUGUCGGAAGAGAGAGUGUCUCUACGUUAUUUAUGUGCAGAACCGAAGCACAGGCGUUGCUGGACAUCAGUAGUGUAGCCAGAAAAAUAUGUUGGGAGGGUUCUAUAGGGGUUAUAUUGGAGGAGGAUUACACCCUCGUUUUCCCUUUCCUAAAUGCGCUACCAUUGUAGCGCAUGCACUCUCUUUGUUAUGCAUUCGGAGGACGGGGUAGAACCCCCCGUAAACCCAACCCCUGGCUACACCACUGCUGGACAGGUACUAUCAGCUGUGUUCUGUGCACAUUUUGUAUCUCUCAUAUCUCUCAAAUACUGAAGCUAUCAGGUCACGUCUAAGCACUUAUCACAGUGUGGUUUACAAAGUGUUAUUCGCCAUGCUGUUGCGUGUUGCCUAUAUUCGCUGUUAUAUUGCAUAAUAAAGCAAAUGCUGUGCAGUAGAA
Ornithodoros turicata is the source of this 3731-nucleotide messenger RNA. RefSeq names its product leucine-rich repeat-containing protein 40-like. NCBI's taxonomy places the organism in Eukaryota, Metazoa, Arthropoda, Arachnida, Ixodida, Argasidae. The record is from RefSeq and is a predicted model, not a curated record. Gene Ontology annotation, molecular function: protein binding. The transcript is spliced from 13 exons. The coding region runs from base 134 to 1966 and encodes 610 amino acids.